Molecule: messenger RNA, 288 nt
Organism: Letharia lupina
Lineage: Eukaryota; Fungi; Ascomycota; Lecanoromycetes; Lecanorales; Parmeliaceae
Exons: 2
Coding region: 1-288 (95 amino acids)
Source: RefSeq, a predicted model, not a curated record
AUGACCAUGCAAGCAAGCCCAAUAUAUUUGCAAGAACAGACAAUCUCAGCAGCCACAGAUGCACUUCUGUCUGCAAAUGCGCGCACCGUCGAGCUUGAACAUCAAGUCCAAGCUCUACAUGCUUUCAUUGAUGCCAAUGGACUUAUGAGAGUGGCACCUCAGUCGAUUCGCCAGCACAUGCUUACUGGUCCGGGCGCCGCAAAGACUCUAGGGAAUCAAAUAAAGGUUGCUGCCUGCAAAGUCAGCGAUAAGCUCCGCACCAAGACCUCCGAUGCGAAGAAGACCUGA